ACCAGCUAGCCAUGGCUAGCUCGGCGGCAGCUCCCGUUGAAUGAAUCGUCCAACUUCUUGGGUCAACCACCCCCCGUCCAAGUCCAGCCAUGGCCAUCACCCCAAUCGACUACUUAUACGCCUCGCCCUCAGUUUCACAUGCCGCAAUUCCCGUGCUCACUGCCCACCUAGCUCAUCCAUCUCCAGAUCUCUGCGUGCCUCUAGAAGCUUCCAGAGGUUUCCAGAAGACAUACGGAAGUUCUCUUCUCUGCGCCAUGGGCAACGGACUCUCUCCGUGCGUCAGCGUGCCGGCCGGGGCGGAUGCGCCGGCCGCGGCAAGGCUGGUGUACUGGGGUGGGCGGACGAGGGCGCUGCCGGUCACCGACGACGAGGAGGAGGGCGAGGGGAACGGCGGCGUCUCCUGCACGGCCGCGGACGUGACGGCGGAGCUGCUCCCGGGGGACCACGUGGUCUGCCCGGCCGACUCCUUCUUCGUCGGCCUCCCGGUCCCCGUCGCGUCGCCGGGGGAGCGGCUGCUGCCCGGCCGGACCUACUUCGUGCUCCCCCGGCGCCUCCUCUCCUCCCCCUCCCCCGGCGGCAACGGUAACGGCAAGGCGGCCGUGCUCACCGCGGCCACGCUCGCGUCGCUGUCGGCCGCGCCGGGGGGCAGGAAGACGGUGCAGCUCGCCGGCCCCGGCCAGUGCCCGUUCGAGUACGUCAAGGGCGGCGAGGACGGCGCCGCCGCGCUCAUCCGGGUCCUGCCGCAGUUCAUCGAGAAGGUCAUCACCUGCGACGGCGCCAACGGCGACGGCGACGCUGCCGGCCGGCGCGGGUCGGGCAAGGCGGCUGCGUCCGCGACGGAGCUCUGCAGCACGCCGGAGCUGAAGCGGCACUACGCGCAGCUCGUCGGCGCCAAGGGCCGGACGUGGUCGCCGAGGCUGGAGACCAUCUCCGAGCGCAGCAAGAGGAGGAUCUUCCCGUCGCCGGCUAGACUGCUGCUGUCCUCGCAAUAAUAUAGUAAUGAUAAUUAGCAAAUGUGCUUAGAUCGUUUCGGAUUAGAGAUUAAUUAGGUAGCGAACACAGCGUUCGAUUUUUACUUGCAUAUAGGUGGAACGGAAAUACAAAUGUACAAACUUCUCGAAAACAAAUAGAGAUGUACAGAGAAAAUUUGGAAGUGAGAGCACAUAUGUGAUUGCUA
This is a messenger RNA of Hordeum vulgare subsp. vulgare (domesticated barley), 1177 nucleotides long. RefSeq lists its product as uncharacterized. Lineage: Eukaryota; Viridiplantae; Streptophyta; Magnoliopsida; Poales; Poaceae. The transcript has a single exon. Bases 90 to 992 code for a protein of 300 amino acids. The record is from RefSeq and is a predicted model, not a curated record.